Messenger RNA from Aspergillus novofumigatus IBT 16806, 1709 nucleotides. RefSeq names its product polysaccharide deacetylase family protein. Lineage: Eukaryota; Fungi; Ascomycota; Eurotiomycetes; Eurotiales; Aspergillaceae. The record is from RefSeq and is a predicted model, not a curated record. Gene Ontology annotation, molecular function: hydrolase activity, acting on carbon-nitrogen (but not peptide) bonds. Gene Ontology annotation, biological process: carbohydrate metabolic process. The transcript is spliced from 3 exons. The coding region runs from base 118 to 1461 and encodes 447 amino acids.
CCACAGUCCUAGGAUAUCAUACUUCUUAUCCCGAGCGCCUGUUCGGACUCAGGAACUUCGAGCAUCAUUAUCCUUUGAGAAGCGCUCAGUACCUUUAAUCCCGGAACAUCAUCUUCAAUGGCCGCGAUGGAUCUGCAGGGCCAUCUCAAAUGGACCGGGCUGAUAAGCAUAUUCUCCCUAAUCAGUCUGGUUAUUGCCAGUCUAUCGAUCACAUCUACAGAGAACACAAACAUUCCUCCAUGCCAGCAGCAUGCCGAACUGCAGUCGAACGACAACACCCGCAACACCAGGAAAGUGUCUCUGCUUAACGGACUAGACCACCAACCACCGCUCGUCAUAGAUACUUUCAACGACGCAUGGCGGAACAAUCUCGGAUUCUGGCACGGUGCGGGAGAAGGUCUACCUAUUGAGCAUGGCGACGAUUACGUGCGAUUCUUUCCAACAGAUCCCGACCACAACUAUCACACUCAGCUAGCGGCAGCGGAAUGCUUCAGUUUCCUUCCCUACAGCGACCAGUACCUUCAUAUUGUGUUUUCGGGAACAAACAAGUUCAGCAUCUCGCUCAACCAGAACAAUGAGGACUGUGACCCUUAUCGGAAACCAUACCCCGAGACGUGGGAUUCAGUGGAGGCGGCCAGGUAUACCAGUGGCAAUGAGAUAUACGUGCCUCUUUCACAUUUCCACAUUGAUCAAUCCAGAGUCUUGUCGGUAUCCUUCAAUGGAUUCUACUCCAAGGAAAGCUUGACAUUAUACAAGGUGGAAAUUGUGCCGGAGCUCCCAAUGGGUCUUCGAGUGCCAAACAGGCUAGCCAAUGGUAGGAUGGUUCUUAGAUGCACAAGGCCCAAUUCCUUUGCUUUCGGCAUAGACGAUGGGCAACCACGCUUCGCCCAAGAGGUCAUGGAUAUCCUGGAGAAGGAGAACAUUCUGGUGACCUUUUUCGUUGUCGGAGCGGGACUCCGGAAUGAGGAGACCAAUUUCACACAAGUGUACCGGGAAAUGCUAAGGAGAGGCCAUCAAAUUGCCCUGCACUCGAAUACACAUCGAAAGAUGGAAGGUUUGGAAGCCAUCGAAGACAUCGACGACGAAAUCAUCAGGAAUAUCCGAGCAUUCGGGAGUUUCCUGGGAGUUGAGUCUCGCUACUUCCGGCCACCAUUUGGAACCAUUGGCUCCAGAACCCGACAACGGCUUGCAGUGUAUACCUCCGAUCCUCAGAUUGUCAACUGGAGUGUGGACAUUGAGGACUGGCUCUGGGGUGAUACCGAAACUCCGGAGAGACAGCUGGAGGCUUUCUAUCGAGAUGUGAGGCGCGGGGGCAACCUGGCUGUGAUGCAUUACCUAAAGCCGAGCACGGUCAAGUAUUUCCCACAGGUUAUUCGCUUUGUCAAGGCAAUGAACUUGACCAUUAUGCGGAUCGACCAGUGCCUUGAGGACCCUAGCAGUCCACCACUGAUGGUCGGUUGACCGCGAGAUCCAGCCCUUAGUGGUCUGCUGCUCGUAAUGAUUUGGGUAAGGCAUGCGGGCACACGUCAUGUUUUCGGACACAAACCGACUUUGAAAUAGAGAUUGUAUACAGCUGCGAAUGAGGAAAUGGAACGAAGAAUCGAUUCAAUCGACAGUAUGCCUGUUAAUGGAAAUAGUAUAGUAUAACCUGUUGAACCCAAUGCUUUACCACCGGAGACGCCUGCCCAAUGUAUAAUCUGACGCUGUGC